AUGAUUGAAACUGUUUUGACACCUUCAGAAAUUGCAAACAAUGCUCUCCAGGCUACACUUGAGACUGUACAAUCGCUGAUGAAGCGUUGUUUGAAAUUAAAGGAAAGUGAUCCAGGAAUGCUGAUGUUAUCAGAUGAGAUCACCAGACGCCUGGCAAAAGAUUUGAAGCUUUAUGGGGGGAGCGCUACAUCGUUCUCCCCUCAGCUGCUAUCAUGUGCUGCUGUAGUACAGGAGCACUCCAAGGCCAGCAUCUUUGUGUCAUUGCCCAACUGGAAGACUGUCAUAGAUGACGACCCAUGCAUUAAGAGUCCCCCGCGGUUCCACAAGACCGUGGACUACUGCCCCUCCACCUUUGCUGAACCCUAA
Suillus fuscotomentosus is the source of this 366-nucleotide messenger RNA. RefSeq lists its product as uncharacterized. Bases 1 to 366 code for a protein of 121 amino acids. The record is from RefSeq and is a predicted model, not a curated record. The transcript has 3 exons. NCBI's taxonomy places the organism in Eukaryota, Fungi, Basidiomycota, Agaricomycetes, Boletales, Suillaceae.